UCGAACCAACCGCCAGAGCAGAGAAGCCAAGUCGACCAUAUUUCGGCGGAGGAGUCCCUAUGAUCGAAGCUGCCAGGACGCCCGACCGUACGUCGGCGCCAUGGACGCCGGGAUAGCAACCGCGACGGAUUUGUGGAGAGCUUUUCUUAGGGUGGAUUUGCGCUCCAAUUUGGUUUCCCCUCUUCUUGGAUUCCAAUAUGGUUGGGCGCACUUCGGCGCACACGAGUCGCUCGACGAAAUGCGGCGGCACUCGCACUUGGUCGAGGACGCCGGCCCGCUCCGCCUGGCUUCGCGAUUCUGGAACAACCAGCGUAACCGCCAGUUCCAUACCCCUAUAAAGCCACCGGCGGCUUCGUCGGCCCUGCCGCCUCCUCUCACCUCCACCCUCCAGCCUCCCACCUCCAACCUCCGUGCCCCCUCCAUCCUCCUCCCACCUCCAGCCUCCACCCGCCUCCGCGCCUGCCGCCAUGGAAGCGGCACGCGUAUUCCUCCCCCUUCCACGCCGCCCACCGGUACUCUUGCCUCUUCCUCCCCGCGCCCCGCUCCUUCUUGCGGCCAGGCUCCCGCCGCGUGCCAUGACGGACCAGGAGCACGAGGAGGUGGUCAGGUGGCUGGCGAGGAUCUACGGCUGGCUCAAGAAGGGGAAGAAGCUGGCAAAGGGCAUGAGUCGCUUCACGGCCAGCUCUCCGUCGAGAAUCAGUCGCACCCCGUCCUUCCCCGACCUGCGGGACUUGAUCGAGCGGCUGGCUCGGAGGGCCGACGCCGUCACGCUAGCAGCACUACUCGGGGCGGCGCUGCUGCUCUACAUUAUCAGGAGGUCGGGCGCCGACGCCGACGAGGAGGAGGAGGAGGAGGGGAUCGUCCUCACCGCGCGCCUUCCGCCAUCGGCCCGGCGGCGCCUGGUCCUCAUGACCCUGCCCUUGGUGCCCCGCGGACCCGGAGCACGGCGACCUCCGUGGGCGUGGAGCCUGCGCUUCGUCGGGCACGCUGCCGCAGCAGUACACCCACAGCGUCUCAUCUUCCCAGCGAGACAUGGCCGCACCGAGCAGAUCCGCUUCUUGGCAGGGAGCCAUGGCGUCCCCCAGCAUCGCCCCAUCUUCGCAGGGAGCCUUGGCCGCACCGCACCCAGCAGCGCCGCUUCUUGGCAGGGAGCCUUGGCCGCACCGCACCCAGCAGCGCCUAUGCUCACCUCCUCCUUCCCCCCACCAGCAACGCGGUAGCCUAGAGAAGCUGCGACGCGAGGAUACGCAUGAUGCAGGCGAUAGGAAGUUCAUAAUCUCACAAGUUUCGCCGCCUCCGACGCAACGGCAAUGAAAAUGAACACCUACUUUUGCCUAUAGAUAGGUUGACAUAUAUGGAUACAUAGAUGCAGGUUCAGAAUACAGGACAAGCAGUUCCCUCGCCCGUUUUUGGCUUUGCUGCUCGUCCAAGUAGACUUGUUUCAAUUCUUGUUGAGAAUUUAGAUAGAUGCAGGUUUCUGCUAUAAACUUGAUCAAUUUUGCUGUUCUGACCUUGCGGGUCAAGUAGGAUUCAGAACUAUGGUAGAUGCGCCUCGGAUUCUUUGGUUUGUAUUUCCGCAUUAUGAUUAAUCCCUGAAGAUUGAUCUAGUAGA
Messenger RNA from Triticum aestivum (bread wheat), 1612 nucleotides. RefSeq lists its product as uncharacterized. The transcript is spliced from 3 exons. NCBI's taxonomy places the organism in Eukaryota, Viridiplantae, Streptophyta, Magnoliopsida, Poales, Poaceae. Bases 468 to 1220 code for a protein of 250 amino acids. The record is from RefSeq and is a predicted model, not a curated record.